ACUCCGUCCACUAGGGGGCGCUAAUGCAGCAAGUUGGAUGCCGAAUAGUGGCACUGUACCGAAGAAGAAGAAGGUAGCAGCAGGUGCCUGAAGUGCCUGUUUCUUAUCUAGUGUUGUCCUCUCUGACGAAAUUACAGGAUGGCACAGUGGGGUGCCAUAUUCUCAAUAAUUACUGCACUUGGAGGAGCAGCUCUCUUAGCCUCAGUGCACAAGAUCGACGAGGGACACACUGGUGUUUACUACAGGGGAGGGGCUCUCCUGACCACCACCAGCAGCCCUGGCUUCCAUCUCAUGCUUCCAUUCAUCACCACCUACAAGUCUGUUCAGACGACGCUACAGACAGAUGAGGUUAAGAACGUACCAUGCGGCACAAGUGGAGGAGUGAUGAUAUACUUUGACCGCAUAGAAGUGGUGAACUACCUCGUUCCAUCAGCAGUGUUCGACAUUGUGAAAAACUUCACUGCAGACUACGACAAAGCUUUGAUAUUCAACAAGGUUCACCAUGAGCUCAACCAGUUCUGCAGCGUUCACUCGCUGCAGGAGGUUUACAUCGGCUUGUUUGACCAAAUCGAUGAAAACCUGAAGUUGACGCUUCAAGAGGAUUUGACAAACAUGGCACCUGGACUUAUCAUACAGGCGGUCCGUGUCACUAAACCCAACAUCCCAGAGAGCAUUCGACGGAACUAUGAGCUCAUGGAGAGCGAGAAGACAAAGCUGCUGAUCUCUCAACAGACACAGAAGGUUGUGGAGAAGGAGGCAGAGACCGAGCGGAUCAAAGCUGUCAUAGAGGCUGAGAAAGUGGCACAAGUGGCAGAGAUCAAGUUUGGACAGAAAGUCAUGGAGAAGGAAACUGAAAAAAGGAUCUCUCAAAUCGAAGAUGGUGCUUUCCUGGCCCGGCAGAAAGCCAAGGCAGAUGCAGAAUUCUACACAGCACAGAGAGUUGCAGAGGCAAAUAAGAUCAAGUUAACACCAGAGUACCUGCAGCUAAUGAAGUACAAGGCCAUCGCAGCCAACAGCAAAAUCUACUUUGGGAACGACAUACCCCAGAUGUUUGUGGACUCUGGCUCUGCAGGGAGCUCUAUUAAGGCCUCUGCAGCCAUGGACAUUAUUGGCGAGCAGAUGUUGGACCUGGAUUAGCGAGAAGUAAGGGAACACACAGGAGCAUCCAGGGGUGGAGGACUAUCUGCUGGAGGGCUCAGGCCUGGCCCACAUAGUGGCUGACUGCCAGGUUCCCUUCUCUGGCCCAGAGAAGCUCUGCUGACCAGGGCCUGUAUUUCUCAAACAGCUCUGAAUCACUUCUAGAAAUCACAUUCUACUUUUGACUGUAAACUUCUCCUACCUCACAGCAGAGGAUGCAUGCUAUUCAGGAGACCAGACUGAGAUUGUCUAGACUCUGGAUUUGAGAUUGAUGAUAACUUGAUAGAAUAGCAUCACCUGUGGGUUGAAAGUAAGAUUAACAGCCAAAACUGUCAUUUUGGAGGAAGCGGCCCUGCUGCUGUUCAGCUCGUAUUUUCUUCGCACCACGUGCCGUCAGUCCAUUCAGCCACAGCAACAAGGAUCACUGAUCCAUAUGAUCUGUGUAUUCAUACUGUUUGUUUACAAGCAUUUUCCUCAUUGAGCGUUUGAAGCAGGUGGGUGAUAGCAAAAUUGGAAAAUUCUGAUCAUUCAGGUGCAAUUAAUUAGAUCACAGCAACAUAAAUCGUUGUUUUAGCCGAUGUCUUUGUCCCAUGACUUGACCGUUCACAAUCCCUGCCCCCUGUUGCCUUGCCUGUCAAUUUUUUUCAUUCUUACAUGGCCCAUUUACCGAUUUGCAAUGAUAAUUCUGUUAAUUCUGAAGCAACUAUGAUGAUGACGAUUGCCAGUUAUGUUAGCCGAAACACUGUCGCUAACAGAUUUUAUCAGCACGAGCUAGCUAGGAAAUUCAAUUUGAUAUUUUCUUUAUGCAUAUCAUUCAGACCUGAUUUCAUUCUUUAAUAAGCCUGUUUGGCUAACAUUAAGCUAUCUUUUGCAACAGGUUACUGAAGUGUUAACUUCCUUAGAUCCAGUACAGAGAGCUUAGGUUGGCCUAAAACUCACUGAUGGCAUCAGGGCCCAGCCAUAACCUGUAAUCUCAGAAAGCAAAGUCAUGUAGUUUUUAAAAUGCUAACUACUGUUCUUAGAAGUAAUGCUAGUUUAUUACUGUAACCUAGCAUUAGUAGGCUAAGUUUAGAACAGUUAAACUCAUAAAAGAUUUAUUCAUUCCUAACCCUGUUUUGCACUUGUGUUUUCAGUUUAAAAAAAAUGCCAUCCUUUAAAUGUUGUUGGUUUUAUUCUUCCUACAGUGUAACACACACUACUAAAGGACAAUGGCUGUUAAAUGGGGGGGUUAAGUCAGUUGUUAUGAAUGGAGCAAUCCCAGAAAAAAAAAAAAAAAAAAAAUUUAACCCAGUGAAUCUUUUUGAAGCAAGAGUGUUAUCUUCAGACAUGUUCUAUAUACAAGUCCAGUGCGUGGAAGCUCUGCUAAAUCCGAAAAGAUUUUGAGUGACUUGACAGAGUUAAGAAAGUUAAUAAAAUGUCCAUAAUCCUCUGCUGAAAGAAGGACCAAAUAUGUUUCACUCUGAGUAUGUUAAGCCGUGAUUUCUGACUGUUUGAAAAAUACGGGCCCUGAGCAGAUAUGUGACUGCAGACAGAACGGAGGGAUGAUGAAUGUACUGUGCAGUAGCUGCUGCCUGUCAGAUGUUAUAGCAUCGCUCCAUAUGUUUGAGUUUGUUUGUUUUUGCAAAAUCAUUACUUGACCACAGGGGACCUGGUGAAUAUUAAAGGUCCAGUUUGCAGGAUUUAGUGGGAUCUACUUGCAUUAAAUGGAAUAUAAUGCUCACAAACUAUGUUUUGAUUAGUGUUCAAUCACCAGGAAAUUAAAAAUGCUGUGUCCUUAUUAGUUUAGAAUGAGCCUUUUAUAUGUAAAGAGCGUGCCAGUCUACUUCUCUUUCUACAGUAGCCCAGAAAGGACAAACUAAACACUGGCUCUAGAGAGAGACUUUUUCAUUUUGUGUUUUUUUUUUCCCUUCUUUUUUUUUUAUCAGCAACUGUGAGGAAAGAUGAGUAGAGGUAUAUUCAUUAAUCACCUUGAGAUACCAUUAAAUCCUACAAACUGGACCUGUUAACUAAUUCCUGUAAAUUUAUUAUUUUAUUAAAACGCACCACAUUUUGCUGUAUUUGUAUGUAGCACUUUCACACUGUACUUUUAGUGGAGAGACUAUAUUUGUGCAACUAUUGGUAUCUGUUUUGCAGUAGAAGUGCCCAAUUUGAAGAGAAGAUUUCACUUUACAACACAAAAACAGCAAGGUUUCAAUUACAAAACUACAGACAUGUGACAUCAGGAGAGCAUUUCUACUCAUUUUGAUCAUUUGAAGUAUCCAUUUGAAUGCAUGUUCUGUCUGACUGCACAGGAUGUGCUUUGUCAUAAACUGCCUUUGAGCCUUUGGCAACAUGAUCCGUUCCACUUCAGAAGGAAGGAAUCACUGACCUGUGUAUGACAGAUUUCUCUGUACGAGUCAGUUUUUAGAGAAAAGGACCAAAAGCCAAACUCCACUGAGUUUGUGACGUCCUCUUUUCUGUCUUCAGUGGUCUUUGUCUAACUUUGUGUUAUGUCAUUUGGCAACUGUUUAAGGAAUUUAAUUCAACAGAGGAAGGUCUUUUGUUACACAGGACAGAAUUUAUGAGUAUGACUUAUUGACCAAAUGAAAUGUUUUCCAAAGAACUACUCAUUUUGUUAUGCAGUUGAGGAGUAAAGUAUGCUGGCAUGUUUAGGCAUCGUUGAGUUUUUUUCAAAUGUAUUUGUUGGGCAGACAUGGUGCCACAGUGAGAAAUGCUUCAGUAGUCCUGAACUGUGUAACUCAAUACAACUCUUACGACUCCUUUACAGACACUGACUCAGUUGUUGUCUAAAGUCGGUCCGGUUAGAACUCAGAAUGACUUCCAGAUGUCAUUUUUAUAAGAAUUCCUCUGAGUGAUUGAGACUUAACAUGACUUGAAAGGCAAAUGUUCAUGCACUGAUUUCAAUUGUGAAUGUGCAAUCAAGAUCUUGUUUGACAAUAAAGUGCUGUUGGUUAUUCUUUGAGAAA
This is a messenger RNA of Acanthopagrus latus (yellowfin seabream), 4103 nucleotides long. RefSeq names its product ER lipid raft associated 2 (gene erlin2). The transcript is spliced from 12 exons. Bases 139 to 1137 code for a protein of 332 amino acids. The record is from RefSeq and is a predicted model, not a curated record. Gene Ontology annotation, biological process: SREBP signaling pathway. Gene Ontology annotation, cellular component: endoplasmic reticulum membrane; endoplasmic reticulum. NCBI's taxonomy places the organism in Eukaryota, Metazoa, Chordata, Actinopteri, Spariformes, Sparidae. Gene Ontology annotation, molecular function: cholesterol binding; ubiquitin protein ligase binding.